ACUCUCGUCAGUUUUCAUCAAGAAACAACAAGCAAAUACACAGGAUGUGGAACAACAACUGCUGCUUUAUUUCUUCCCUGGUGAGGAAUACCGCCUAAAUUUGGAAUACUCUUUACUGUGUAACAAGUGAGCAAAAGCAUGCUAAUUUCCAGCUCGGCUGGGGAGGACAAAAGGAACAAUUUAGCACUUGCUAAAUGAAAAGACAGGACGUGAACCUGGGAAGCUAAUAUGGCUGUGGUCAAGGUUUCAAAGAUAAUGCUGGAUCUGCUAGAGAUCUCCGAGGUUUCUUGCGCGCGCAUUUCACCAGGGCGCUUCCUAACUUCAUUUCGCAGCAGUGACAGCGCGUCCUGUCCUCCUUGUUUUUCCAGUUUCCCCUCACAGCCAUGUGCUUUUGUAAAAGAUUCAGCUAAGCAGAAGGCUUCAAAAGGACACCUGAACUGUAUCUGGCUGGCUGUUGGAGAAAGCCAAAAAUCAGAUCUUUUACCAGAAAACUGUGAAUCUGAAAUUAAGACAAAGCUAUUUGUGCCAUGUUUUCAGAGCAUAAAGAACUGGCGUGGGACGCGUUUACGUACUUUAAUUGCAACAUCUUUUUCUGAACAGAAAACAAAGUAUUUUACCCUCGUACCAACUUAAAAACCCUAAGUCUUCUGUCCUGUGAUAAACUGGAUUGUUCCCCCUAUAUACUUCAUCCUUUCCCAAGACUCUUGUCAGUGGCAGCGUGAUUUAAAACAAACUUCAGUUUUCUCUGCUGUUAACUCUUCAUUAGCCCAUGUGGAGGAGAGAAACAGAACGGCCGAGGCUUGCAGGAAGAAAAAGUAUCUGUUCAGUUCAAAUCUGAGGAAGCUGCUGGUCUUGUGUCUGCGGAGGAGACUCUCCUGGAAGACUAUUGCCAGGUUUUAAUAGGCGAUUCUGCCAAAGGAGACCACACAGGACUCUUAGUCCUGCGCUGUGAGUAUUACACCCAGAAAACAAGGAUGCCACGGAACUGCUCUGGCUCCGUUUCAGAGCAUUUUAACCUUAAAGAUUGAGGCCCUUGUUCUUUCGCUGUGCCCACCCUGGAAAGCCCACCACUGCCCCACACGCAGAGGAGACAGCAAAGCCCUCGAGCUGCGUGCUUGGUUUCUGGGUUAGCUUCUCUAAUGAGCCUUGUGUUGUUUUGCGUGUGCCAUGGGACAACCGUCCUAAGGGAAGGAAUUUCAAAUGCAUCCCCAAGUCCUUUGGGAAGGGCUAGCCAACAACUGCUAGUGUGUGUGCUGGCCUGGCAGGGUGACUGGUGCCUAACGGCUCAGCUGCGUAUGGGUUUUUAGGCACAAGCUGUGGAGGGUGGAGCUGGCUCCAGGAGGAGGUGUGCUCUAGGAGUCGGCGAGAGAGUCUCUGCUGGGCUUUGCACUCUCUUUAUCUACUUGCUGUUGCGAAGGGAUUUUCUUUUUUUUUUUUUUUUCUUUUUUGACCUGACUGGACACAGUUUUUAUUAUACUAGCGCAAUUUCCAAGUCAUUUAAUACUCUGAAGAGUUUUAAGAAUUCCUGCCGACCCCUUUCCUGCAGAAAGCCAUGCCCUACCGCAGAGUCCUUCGCCUGGUCCUGCUGACGCUGUGCAGCAUCCUGGUCCCUGCUGUGCUAGCAGGUAAGGAUCUUUGCAGUCCUGAGCACACCACCCACCUGCACCGGCUCGACGCUGGCGACGGGUCGCUGGGGCCUGGGGCUAUCGGUGCCAUCGUCAUCGCCUCCCUCCUGGGUACGUCUGUGCUCGUGGCCUUGGUCGUCAUCACCCUGAGGAAGUUUUCGGCCUCCUGAACUCAAUAAAGGUGUUUUCCGUACUACAACCCGCCUGUCUCCUGCCCUUGCCCGCAUCCACGCUCGGGGCUCUGCCCGCCCGGGUCUCUGCAGGGGGAAUCGCCACCGCCAAGGGUGCUCCCAGCCUAUGG
This is a messenger RNA of Struthio camelus australis, 1926 nucleotides long. NCBI's taxonomy places the organism in Eukaryota, Metazoa, Chordata, Aves, Struthioniformes, Struthionidae. The record is from RefSeq and is a predicted model, not a curated record.